Thalassophryne amazonica is the source of this 3084-nucleotide messenger RNA. It is a transcript of the gene ipmkb, whose product is annotated as inositol polyphosphate multikinase b. Gene Ontology annotation, cellular component: cytoplasm; nucleus. Gene Ontology annotation, molecular function: inositol-1,4,5-trisphosphate 3-kinase activity; inositol tetrakisphosphate kinase activity. The transcript is spliced from 6 exons. The coding region runs from base 743 to 2185 and encodes 480 amino acids. NCBI's taxonomy places the organism in Eukaryota, Metazoa, Chordata, Actinopteri, Batrachoidiformes, Batrachoididae. Gene Ontology annotation, biological process: inositol phosphate biosynthetic process. The record is from RefSeq and is a predicted model, not a curated record.
UUCCUGUAUUAUGGAUUUUAUGGCGACUAAACAUCUUCAUCUCGCAGCCCUCCGCUGUGACCGCGGGCUGAUGUGCCGUUUACCGAUCAAACAAAAGGCUUUUUAGCAGCUAAAUGUAGCUUUAAAUGAGCCCGUCACACCUGGGUGAUCUGGAUGUGAUAGUUUCUGACUUUAUAAUUGAAAAUCACUUCAAGACAAACAGGACUUACUUCAUUAAAGCCAUAAACUCAGCUGUAAGUGACUGAAACGCCAACAGAAGUUCGGAAAUAUUUUCUCUCGGAAUAAUCCCGUUUUUUCACGGGUGUACUUUGAAAAAAAAAGGCGAUAAAACUCGCCAGCUGUGUUUCAACUGUUCCAAAGUUUGUUUCGUGUUAUUUCCCCUCCUCAUCUUUUUAUCCGGAAGACGGCGGCAGCGACAGUGGUUUUAUUUUGGAAAGGGACCGGAAGCUGCGGGGAUUGUUUUGUCUUAACUGUGUUCAGUGGGACGUGGUUGCGAUGUUGUCACGCUUCCAUUCACGACCUGACCCUCAGUUCCCGCGGAUCCUGGCGCGGAUACUCAGUCCCAGCUGAUCCGAGUGCGGAUCCUCAGUCCCAGCGGAUACGGGUGCGGAACCAGCGGACUUCGGUCUGUCGCGGGUGUUGUGGGCGCUUGACGUCGUCGUGGGUCCGCCUGGUUCAGGAUGUGGAUCGACACAGUCACUUUUUAAAUUCAACAUUUUCAUGUUUUUUAAUUUUUGAACAAAUGUCAACAGCUGGACAUCACGUGAUGAUGGAGUCCUCUCUGGCCCAUGGUGGACUGGAUCUGAACCCCAGCCCCGCCCCUCUCGGCAUCAGCCUGAACCCGCGACCCCCCGGGGGACCCCCAGAUAAAGAUAAGCUCAGUCAGCGGCCCGUGGGGCCCCCGGCCCCGGCACACCUGAUCGGCUGCGUCCCGCUAUCACACCAGGUGGCGGGUCACAAGUACGGCGUGGACAAAGUGGGCAUUUUGCAGCACCCAGAUGGAACAGUUCUGAAGCAGCUCCAGCCUCCACCCAGAGGUCUGCGAGAGAUGCAGUUUUACAGCAUGGUGUAUGCAGAGGACUGCUCUGAUCCAUGUCUUCUGGCACUCCAGAACCACUUGCCCAAGUACUACGGCACCUGGUGCUCCCCUGACAGCUCUGAUGAUAUGUACCUGAAGCUGGAGGACGUGACUCGUCGCUUUGCCAAGCCGUGCAUUAUGGAUGUGAAACUGGGCCAACGGAGCUACGACCCCUUUGCUUCACAGGAGAAACGAGAACAGCAGAUCAAAAAGUACCCGCUGAUGGAGGAAAUAGGUUUCCUGGUCCUUGGGUUGAGGGUCUAUAAGGUGUGCAGUGACUCGUUCGACACCUACGACCAGCACUAUGGCAGGAGACUGGAUCAGGACACGGUUAAAGACGGUCUGGCAAAGUUCUUCCACAACGGUGUUUGUCUGAGGAAGGACGCUUUGUCAGCGAGUAUACACAGAGUGCAGCACAUCCUGCGCUGGUUCCAGUCCCAACGCCAGCUCAACUUCUACGCCAGCUCCCUCCUUUUUGUCUACGAGGGCCUUACCUCCUCCCUUUCUUUUCUCAGUGAGCCUGUGGGGAACAUUGUGAGUUUGUCCUCAUCAGCUGAGAGCGGUGAGGAAGCGGACAAAAACCAAGGAGAUAUGGCUGGACAGGAAGAGGACGUGGCAGAGUACAACAACAACAAUAUUCAUGUGGCGGUGCCCUGGGACAGCAGCCUGACCUCCAUUUACACCAACUACAGGAAAACCGGUCCCCACCACUGCUUGACACAGCACCUGUGCACCAACGGAGUGGGCGAUCAUGAUGCCAUGGCAACAACAAACUCAGGUUCUGGUGACAACAUCUCAACCGUGUGUGAGGAAGACAACUUGGCCUGGAAAUGGACCCACGUGUCACGGCAACAGCAGCCACCAAACAGAAACGAUUUUCAACUGGAAGUAAAGAACAAAGGUGAGAGGGACAGCAGCAGCGGAAGGAAGGAGACAGAUGAUCGAGGGAGUGGCGUGGCAGAGAGGAAAACCGGGGGUGGAGAGGCUGAGGUCCGCAUGAUCGACUUUGCCCACGUUUUCCCAAGUGACAGCCAUGAUCACGGUUACAUUUAUGGCCUGCAGAGCCUGCUGGGAGUGCUGGAACAGAUCCUCCGUGACGCCGCCUAGACCUGUCCCCAUGCUGGAAAUGCCAUGUCCUCCUGUUGGACAAUCCUUCUUUUGUAAAGGGACAGAGACCUUCAGUGCACAGAGGAAACACCUGAAGCCAUUAUCAUCAUCACCAUCAUCAUCGUCAUCGUUGUCAUCAUCAUCAUCGUCGUCAUCAUCUCUCCUGAUUGUGAUGGUCAGCUAUGUGUUUGUGUUGUUGUGUGUCUGAGCAUUUUGGCUGCGAUCGGCGGCGUCGUGUCCAUUACUCAGCUGACAGACUCAUCCGGACUCAGGUGACCUGAGGGCUCCCGGGGAAUAAAGUCCCACCUGUUUCUAAUGUGCUACUUCACACAAAAAAUGGUCUUGUGAAAAGAGAAAACACUCGCGCAGCUGUCUGUGGUCCCGGCCGGCCUUUAUAUUUGGGGAAGGGCAUGUUCAGGUCUGGAAUGAACACAUUUUCAGGAACCAACAUUUAAAUGUGAAAAACAUUUUUAUCCUGCAAAUUUGAAGUAGAAACUCUCUGAAAAGUUACUCUAAAAAGACUAAAAUUUCUUUCAAUGUAUUUUAAGGCUGUCAUUUAAGAAUUAAAUGUAACCUGUUUUUUCUAGAUUUUCCUGUUGCCAGUUCUGAGCCCUGGGCCAGUGGGUGAGACCGCUGACUGGUCCUGGUCCGGUGCACUGGAAGUAUCUGUACUGUUUCAAUUCCAGCAAAUCUAUAGUUGUCAUUCUUUAACUCCUAACUCAUCGUCAUGUUGAACCCAUGUUGUCAAAGUAACUCAGUAACUCUGGAUUUUAUGUUUUUAUUGCUUUAUGACAUAAAAAACAUCUGUUUUAUUUUUUUAAGAGGUGUUCUUUAGUCUCGAAGCUUUCAACAUGAUGUAAAUGAAAUAUAAAGGAUUCUUCAAGUUUUCUUCUUCUUCA